AUUAAAAAGCAGUGGAGACUUUCUAUGAGUUGUGCGACGAGGAAGCAUUUUCCAAAUAUAAAAAAAGCUAUUAAAUAGUGCAAAUUAAUUUAUAAAUUUAAGUGCAACGUAUAUAUAACUAAAUAUAACAAACGCAUGCAAAUAAAUAUCAGUAAAUAAGGCAAAUUCAAGCAGCAAAUUCGAGUGACGCAAAAACCACAUACACACACAUUGGCAGCCUCAUUUUUUUUUUUAGAAAGUACGUGAGAAAAAAACAAGUUUGGUUGUGUGUGUACGCAUGUCGAGUGGAGAGUAGCGGAGACUUUUUGUUUCUGUUUAGCGAGCGACACAAUUAAUUGUGGAUGGCUUACAACACAAACAAUAUAAAAACAAAAGCAGAUAAUGUUGAUUGUUACACAGGAGCAGAAACAACAACAACAGCAGCAAGAUCUAUUAAAGCAGCAGCAGCAGCGAGAAAUGCAUGUACCAGCAACAAACGAGACCAUCAAGUACAACAAUUGCAUUGGAUAUUGAAAUUUGUGCGACGGAAGGAGAAAAAGCAAAAACAACAGCAGCUAGCAACAACAAUUUUCGACGAUUGGCAGCCAUAUUUACAACUACAACCACAACCACAACAACAAAUAAUACAAAAGCGCGAUCCACGAUAUUGUAAAAAAGAUACGUGACAAAAAUUCGAGAAGAGCAAGACGAAGACUGAGUAUGAAAUUAGUUUGAAUAAACAACUAUUAUAAAAAAAAUACAAAGAAAUAAACAAAGUGUAUUACAUAAAAAAAACUGAAAUUAAAAAUAGAAAAACAAAACAAAAAAACAAAAUAUACGAAAUAUUAUGGAAAUUGCUCCUAUAUUUAAUACCGCCGUCGUCGCAACAGCCGCCGCUGCCACAGCCUCUACGUCGACGUCACAGCACAAGCAGCGACAGAAUCGCUCUGCUGCUGCAGCAGCCGUUUUUGCCUCGUGCAAAGAAAGCAACAACAAUCCAAAUGAUAACGUCAAUUUGGCGGUUCUCGCAUCGCUGACUUUGCAAAAGGUGCUCAACAUCAACAAUAUUAAUAACAACCACCACCACAACAACAACUGCAACAAUAAUAAUAAUAAUAAUGGCACAAGAAGUGAUAGUGUGUCGUCUUAUCAACCACUGUCAGCGGUUACAAAAGCAACACCAAUCAAGGCAAGCAAGCAACACGAACAACAACAACAACAACGACGACACUCUGAUAACGAAACUGAGAAUGAUGUAUUAAAUCAAUUGCUAAAAACGGGCGCGGUAUUUACAGCGGCAACAGUUGCUGUCACGCCCAAUGGCAUCAGUGCGCCCAUUGCCAUUGAGAAGAGGACGCAGCAUAAGCAACAGCAACAACAGCAACAUCAGCAACAACAACAGCAGCAACAACAACAGCAACAACAACAGCAACAACAUGCAAAUAGCGCACAAAAACAACGCCUCAAUUCAUCCAUAUCAUCAACAAAUUCAAGCACAUCAACCAACUCCUUUACGGCCAAUAGCUAUGGCAGCUCCUGUUCCUCUACCGAGGAUCCCAUGGCGGCAACAACAUCAGCAGGCAGAUCAGCAACAUCUUUUAAAUCGUCCAGCAUUAAAUUGCCAGAGAAAUCGAAAAUUCCGUCCGAUAUACUCGACGAUCUGGCCAGUCGCUUUAUCAUCAAUGUGCCGGACAUGGAGCUAAAUAAUUUAAUACGCAUUUGCUUUCAAAUUGAGUUGGCCCAUUGGUUCUACUUGGACUUCUUUUGUGCCCCCGAAGAUUCCGAACAACAGCAGCAAAAACGGAAGCUCCCCGUUGUUGGCAUCAAACAAUUUGCCGUGCAGCUUUUUCAGCACAUUCCCUUUCUGAACAAGCAUUUUGGCACUGUCGAUCAGAUAUUGGAGGAUUGGAAGAGCUAUAAGGUAUCGGUUCCCACAUAUGGGGCUAUACUUGUAUCAGAGGAUCUCAAUCAAUGUCUGCUGGUGCAAUCAUAUUUUGCUCGCAACUCUUGGGGAUUUCCCAAGGGAAAAAUCAAUGAGAAUGAGAACGAGGCACAUUGUGCUACUAGGGAGGUUUAUGAGGAGACCGGCUUUGACAUCACGGACAAGAUUGAUGCAGAUGAUUAUAUUGAGGCAUAUAUCAACUAUCAAUAUACACGAUUGUAUAUAGUGCGCAAUAUACCGUUGGAUACACAGUUUGCGCCGCGCACGCGCAAUGAGAUUAAGUGUUGUGAUUGGUUUCGCAUUGAUGCAUUGCCGGUCAAUAAGAACGAUGCCAUAUCAAAAGCCAAGUUGGGCAAGAAUUCCAAUUCCUUCUUCAUGAUCAUCCCAUUUGUGAAGCGGCUCAAGAAGUGGGUGAACGAUCGACGUGCUGGCAUUGAGCCACCAACGCGUCGUCGCAAAUGCUCUGGACAGCAGAGUCCUAAAUCCAUUUUAAAUUCAGCAACAUCAGCAUCACCCACAAUGCUAACAAACAACAACAAUGGCAGCUGCAAGAAGGAGCAACAACGUGUUGCAUUGCGACGACAGCGACACAAGUCGAUGGGGGAUUUGGAUGGUGUUAAAUUGAACAAUCUCAAUGGGAAGCCGAGUGGAAAUGGAGGUGCCAAUGGUUGUGUUGUUGGCGGUGGUUGUGGCAUACUCCCUGCCGGCAACAUGUGCAAUGGCAAUACCAAGCGCAAUAGCAAUACUAAUAACAACAACAACAACAAGCAAUUGAAUGUCGCUGCGGGCAGCAAUACAAUAACAACAGCAACUACAACUCCAACAGCAAUUUAUCAGCCAGUGACAACAACAUUAGCAGAAACACCAACAACAGCUGCAACAAUUGGUACAAGCAAACGUCAACUGUUUCAUAGCCAAAGCCAAAAUGAUGCCCAGCAGCCGGCAAGCAAUGAGAAGAUUGUCAGCUCCUUUGAUUUGAUACGAAAGGAAAAGCAGCAGCAACUGAAAGCGGCCAAGGCUCAAAAGCAGCAGCAGCAACAACAACAGCAGCAGCAGCAGCAACAACGCUCACGCGCCAAAUCGCAAAGUGAUAAGCAAAGCAAUCAACAGUUGGUUGUUAAAAGCAUUUUAAGCAAACAUAAUACACAACAGCAGCAGCAACAACAGCAGCAGCAGCAGCGACAGCAGCCUCAACAAUCGACGCCAACAACAGGCAUCGAUUUGAUUGCAAUGCUGACUGCAGCAGCCGCAGCCCAAAAGACAACAAAUCCGGAGCAACAGCUGCGUCCACGGCCUGCUUCGGCAUCACUCAACUCACCAGCUGCAACUGUUGCUGGCGCACUCAACUCGAGCACAAUGCCAAUGCCAGAACCUCAAACACUCCAGAAAUUGGAGCGUAUGCCAUCUGGCACAAAUCUGCGCACUUUGAAGCGAGCGCAAUCACAGCAACCGUUGCAAAUACAACAGCAGCAAUUGCAGCAGCAACACCACCAGCAGCUACUGCUGCAGCAACAACAAUUACAUCAUCAACAACAACAGCAGCAAGGGCCACUUAACUUUACGCCCAGUUUCAAUUCGUGGACGAAUUUCUCAUUCACCAAAAAUUUUAUAGCAAAUGUAUUUUGCUAAUUCUGUUUCUCAGACACUUUUCAAAAUUCUCCUUCUGUUUGCAUUUUUUUAAGUCAAAAGGCCAGCAUCUAGGCAGCAUUAAGAACCGUUAAAUAGUCGCUAAACAAUAUUAAAAUUUUUUAAGUUUUUUAAAGUUUUCAUGGAUCUCUCGAAGCGCAGAUUUUCGAGAUGCAUUUUUCAAUAUUGAAUGAACACAUUCAACAUUUAUUUGUAAAUAGCAAGAAUUGUAUAAAAUUUUGUAAUUAACGUUAAAACAUUUUCAUACCAAAAAAAGCAGGAAGAAAAAAUGUAUGAAGCAAAGAAAUAUUGAUUCUUAGAUGGGGAAAAAUAAGAAAGAUGAGAGUCUUCCGCUCCAGCAAAAAAACACACGUCAUAUUGUAUAAAUUCAGGCAAAAUUAAAUUUUUUAUAUAUGUAGAAGGUAAAAGAUUGCAGAAAAUGAAGAAAAGAUAAAGCAAUGGAAAGGAAAAACACUUUUUAAGUACAGUAACGAUAUGAUACGAUAUACGAUUCUUUAAAAUAAUUAUAUUAUUUUAGAUUGUUUUUAUUUCUUGUAAGCAAAGAAGUGAAUGAAGCAAAGUAUCCUUCGAAUUAGAGUUUCAGCUAAGUGAAAAGAUUAUGAUGAUAAAUGAUAGAGAAAGAAUAAGAAACGAAACGAUGAAGAAAAGAAAAGAAAGCGUAGCUUUAAAAAGCCCAACGUUCAGUUUUCUAUAAUUUUCCUAAUUGUAGAUUUGUUUAUUGUGCAUGAAACAAUGAACUUUUUAUACAACAACUAUAACUACAAGAAUAAAGAAAAGAUUAAACAAAUAUGUGUGGCAAAGAGGCAAAUACAACUAAUGUGCAACAUGUCUUGCAUGACUUUCUGCCCCGCCCCGGCCCACCACACACAACACAGCCACACAACAAUUAAGAUGUAAUGCAAAAGAGCAAAAAAUACAAAUAAUAACGAGUGUAAAUAAUUAAUUGUGAUAUAGUAUUUCUUAGCACAAUUGUGAUCUUAACAAAACGGCUAGCUACUACGACUACAACUAUUAUUACAUAACAUACAUUACAUACAUACAUACACAACAUACAUUACAUAACAAACGAACCGAACAAGAGUUUUUUAUGAGAAAUUUUAAUAUAAUUCAAUUGAGGAACUUGUCAGUUGCCCCCAAAAAGACAGCUUAAACAAUGUUUAAAUAUUGGGGGAAUCCAGCGACUAAUUAAGGAGGAGGGGGGCAAUCUCAGGCAGGCAUAUCCAAGAAACAAGAAAGUAGAUAACAUGAGAGAACUCUGUGACCACUCUAAUAAAUUUCACGAAUUUAACAAAUACCAUUUACUUAAUUUAAACAAAUUUAAACCUGAUAAAUUGUCUUCUCAAAUGCUGCCUAUAGACUGGCCUUUAUUAUGGUUCUAAAAAUUUUUCUUUAGCAUUUCCCCCACUUUCCCACUUUAACUUUUUACAAAUGACUUUUAAAGCUUUUUGAAAAGCCAUAUUAAUUUUGUAUUUUGAAAUUAAUUAUUUUAAUUUAUGCAGAUUUUCUUUAAAACUAUUAUGAUUUGCAUUAUGAUUUACACAAUUGAACAGCAAUAAAACUGUUCAAAGCGUCAGACAAAUGUGCAAUGAAAUUUACACUUAAAUGUAACUGUUUUACCAUAUAUUACUUUAAUUUUGAUUUCUCUUCAACUUUAUGCAAUUUCAUUGCUCAUUUGUUUGCGCACAAAAACAAACAAAUAAACAAAACAUUAUAAAAUUGCAAAGAAUAUCAAAUAAUAAACAAUAGCAACAACAACAAAACUUAUUUGUCAAACAAAAUCAAAGAAAUUGCAUCGAAAAUUGAUAAAUUGUAUUAACUACAGAUUUAAACAAUAACCCAAAAUUAUAAUGAUUAUGUUUAUGUUUAUGCUGAAUUGUGCAACAUGAAAGCGAAAGCUUUUACGAUACUACGAGUAUACCUACAUAAAAUAUUACACAUACAAAUAUAUACUUAUUUAGUUUAUGUUUCACAAAUCAAUAGACAUUGCAAAUAGUUAAAUAUAGUCAACGGGCUGCUGGAUAUAUUCAGUUAAACCUAAAAAACCACAAGAAACCGACAACAAACCAUUAAGUUUAUCUUUAAGCAAACAAAUCUGUAAAAUUACUUGGGCCAUUUGAAAAUUUAACGACCGUUAAUGUAAAAGUCUAUACAUACAUACUUCAAUAAUUGCCACUCUACAAAUUCUACACUUGCCGUAGAUUAAGUCGUAGUUCGUAUCGCGUGCCCAAGUAACACCGACCUAUGUAUGCUAUGCAUUUUCAUCAGUUUUUCACAACUUUACAACGACGUCCAAAAAAAGUAAAUACUAAUAUAUCAAAAGAAACAAACAAAUACAAUGGCAAUUUGUAGACUUUAAUGUUUAAACUAAAACCGAACCAAGCGAAGUAAAGUUAACGCAGAUUUCAUCCAAUCGAGAACAAGAACAACGCAACUUUAAAAUACAAAUUACUCAUAUAUAAUAGUUAUUCCCCCACCACUACCUCCCCACAGCUCCCGUUUCCCAUUUGUGUGCAACUCAAAAACAAUGGCAAUAUUUUCAACAAAUUCUGGCAAUAAAAAC
Molecule: messenger RNA, 6128 nt
Organism: Drosophila innubila
Lineage: Eukaryota; Metazoa; Arthropoda; Insecta; Diptera; Drosophilidae
Gene: DCP2
Product: probable serine/threonine-protein kinase tsuA
Exons: 5
Coding region: 827-3550 (907 amino acids)
Biological process (GO): nuclear-transcribed mRNA catabolic process, nonsense-mediated decay; deadenylation-dependent decapping of nuclear-transcribed mRNA
Cellular component (GO): cytoplasm; P-body
Molecular function (GO): manganese ion binding; RNA binding; 5'-(N(7)-methylguanosine 5'-triphospho)-[mRNA] hydrolase activity
Source: RefSeq, a predicted model, not a curated record